UUGUCUUCACAAAUCUUGUUUGUUCGUUGCUAAAAGGGAUAUCAAUAUUGGAAAGUUGGUAUGAUGAACUUGGAUGGAUUUAGAGCUUUUGCACUUCCGUAAGUGUUGGGGUCGACAUUGAUCGUGGUCGUCAAUGCCUGAUCAAGACGACAAAGAUCUUAACAUGGAUACGAGAAGUUUGACUUCGUCUUCAGUUAGUCAAAGACAGAAUGUACCUUACAUUCAUAAGAUUGGUGUCCCUCCAAAACAAAAUCUUUUGAAAGAAUUCAAAAACACAGUGAAAGAAACAUUCUUUUCAGAUGAUCCUCUACGACCAUUUAAGGAUCAACCGAAAAGAAGACAGGUCGUGCUUGGCCUGCAAGCGAUUUUCCCAAUUCUUGAAUGGGGAAGAAGUUAUAAUAUCAAAAAAUUUAGAAGUGAUCUUAUUUCUGGACUCACCAUUGCCAGUCUUUGUAUUCCACAGGAUAUUGGGUAUUCAAAACUAGCAAAGGUAGAUCCUCAAUAUGCAUUGUACUCAAGUUUUGUUCCGCCACUGAUUUAUGCGUUUAUGGGGAGUUCACGAGAUAUAGCCAUAGGACCAGUGGCCGUGGUCUCUUUAUUAUUGGGAACACUCAUUGGAAAUGAGUUUGAUCCGGAUACCCAACGAGAUGAGUAUCUUAGGCUUGUAUUUACAGCUACAUUUUUCGCUGGGAUCACUCAAGCUACUCUUGGAGUUCUCAGGCUUGGGUUUCUUAUAGACUUUUUAUCACAUGCUGCUGUUGUCGGUUUUAUGGGUGGAGCUGCCAUCACCAUUGCCCUUCAACAACUAAAGGGGUUCCUUGGUAUCAGCACUAAACAUUUCACGAAAGAAACUGAUAUUAUUUCAGUAAUGAAAUCGGUUUUUAAGUCUGCUCAUCACGGGUGGAAUUGGCAGACAAUAGUCAUUGGAACAAGUUUUUUGGCUUUCCUACUUGUUGCCAAGUACAUUGGAAAGAAGAACAAGAAGCUGUUUUGGGUGCCCGCAAUCGCACCUUUGAUCUCUGUUAUCUUAUCAACUUUUUUCGUGUACAUUACACAUGCCAAUAAUGAAGGCGUUGCGAUUGUGGGAAAAAUUGAGGAAAGAAUUAACCCUCCUUCACUUGACAAAAUCUAUUUUUCUGGUGAAAAUUUACUAAAAGGAUUAAGAAUCGGCAUUGUGGCUGGCAUGAUUGCACUAACGGAAGCAGUUGCCAUUGGGAGAACUUUUGCUUCGAUGAAAGAUUAUCAAGUAGAUGGAAACAAAGAAAUGGUAGCACUUGGAACUAUGAACAUUGUAGGCUCAAUGACAUCAUGCUACGUCGCAACAGGUUCAUUCUCGCGAUCUGCUGUAAAUUAUAUGGCAGGAUGCCAGACAGCGGUUUCAAACAUUGUGAUGUCGAUUGUAGUAUUACUAACUGUAGAAUUCCUAACUCCUCUUUUCAAGUACACCCCAAACGCAAUUUUAGCUUCCAUUAUUAUAUCAGCUGUCAUUGGGCUAAUCGAUAUUGAUGCUGCCAUAUUAAUUUGGAAAAUCGACAAACUUGACUUUUUGGCCUGUAUGGGAGCAUUUCUUGGAGUCGUUUUCAAAUCUGUCGAGAUUGGUCUUUUGAUUGCUGUGGCAAUAUCUUUCGCCAAAAUUCUUCUUCAAGUUACACGACCACGAACUGCCAUUCUUGGAAAGAUACCAAUGACAAGCGUUUACAGAAACGUUGAACAGUAUCCCGAGGCGACCAAAGUCCCUGGUGUCUUGAUUGUAAGGGUAGAUUCUGCUAUUUACUUUUCCAACUCCAACUACAUCAAAGAAAGGAUAUUGAGAUGGCUAACUGAGGAAGAAGAAAAUCUAAAAGCAGCAUACCUACCAAAUAUUCAAUUCUUAAUAGUUGAAAUGUCGCCUGUUACCGAUAUUGACACCAGUGGAAUCCAUGCCUUUGAAGAGUUACACAGAAGUUUGCAAAAGAGAGAUGUUCAGCUUGUUCUUGCAAACCCCGGGCAACUCGUCCUAGACAAGCUAUAUGCAGCGGAUUUCCCUGACUUGAUUGGCGAAAACAAGAUUUUUCUCACAGUUGCAGAUGCUGUUCAUACAUGUUCAUCAAAGUCUGCUCAUGAGGUCUGACCUCAUCAGUAAAAUGUGAAGUGCAAGAAGAAUUAAAGUUUAGAGUCACUACUCACUAGUUAGAAUCCCCAUAUGUACUCAACCUAUAUAUGAAAUCAGAAUUGUUGGAUUUUUUACAGAAUAAGCUUGUUUGUUAGAUUGUUUAUACAUGAAAUGACUAGGGCUUGGAGAUAAAGAGAACAAUGUAGGAAACUGCAAUUUUGCCUCUUUUUUUUACGCUUUUGGAUUCUGUUAGACAAUUGCACAUGAUAUAACCGUCAACAGUUUGUAAGUUGUAUAAUGGUUUGAAUCCGUGUAAAGACAUAUGACGCUACAUUUUUCUA
Erigeron canadensis is the source of this 2433-nucleotide messenger RNA. Its product is annotated as sulfate transporter 1.2-like. Gene Ontology annotation, cellular component: membrane. The record is from RefSeq and is a predicted model, not a curated record. Gene Ontology annotation, biological process: transmembrane transport. The coding region runs from base 134 to 2110 and encodes 658 amino acids. NCBI's taxonomy places the organism in Eukaryota, Viridiplantae, Streptophyta, Magnoliopsida, Asterales, Asteraceae. The transcript is spliced from 14 exons.